AUGGAACAGGUACUCGCAGACGGUAGGUGUCGCUCGCAGACAGAGACACAGCAAUUGCACAUGCCGACGUGCUGUGCAUCAAACAUGUGUGCUGUGCUGCUCGUUGGUGUUGUGUUCCUCUGUACGCAGAGGUGCGCGAGAGACGUAGACGCCGGCUGCAGGAGGGUAAGUACCUACCCAUCUACCUACCUACACAAUAAUGAAUAGAUGACAUGUGACUGAUUGGAUGGAUGGAUGGAUGGCGCUUGUUUGUGCGUCUUGUCUUGUCUGUCUUGGUUUCAGAGGUCACGGCUGCCUCGCACAAGGAGCGGACGGCCAAGUUUGAGGCCGAGGCAGGUAUGCAUCCAUCCACCAGCAGACUCGAGAGACACACUCAUCCACGUCCGUCCUUCUGACGGUGUUCUGUGUGCGUUGCGCAUCCCAUCCAUGUGUGUUCAGCGCUCACUGCCACGAUUCGCAAGCAGCGGGCCAAACUCAUCAAGGCCGGUAUGUAACACAUACAUACAUACAUACAUACAUACAAUCCGCCGCCACACGCACAGAGAAAUGAUUAUAAGAUCAUCAGAUGGCCUCUCUCUGUUUGUCCUGCCUGCUUUCGAUGCAUUGAUGGAUGCAGCCGAGAGGCGGGCGAUCAUGCUGCGCGACCUCAGUACGUCACGCCUAGCCUACACAUCAACACAGACACACACACGAGUUUUGUGGGUGUGAUUCAUUCAUUCAUUCAUGUGUGCAGAGCUGCUCAAGGUUAAAGUCCAUCUACGCCGAGGCGGCCGCAAAGGCGGCGGCCGUGCGGGAGCCGGCAGAGGGUAUGCACACACCCAACUCUCAUCAAUGUGAUGCGGUAUCUGUGAUGUGUGAUUGAUGUCUUGCGCUGCAGGCACUAUCAUGGUGUUCGGCAAGAGCAAGUUCUUCGACAAGCCCAUCGACUACGACAACGAGUCCAACGGUCUCGACUUCAGGACGGUGCGCGUGACGGCAGCGGUCAAGUACUGCGGGUACUACUACAAGCUGAGGAACUGGGACGACACGCCCUUCGGUGGGUCCGUCUGUCUGACUGACUGAUUGAUUGACGACACACACAAAGCCAGACAGACAGCGGGGAGGGACUUCUGUGUACACUCUCUCUCCUUCUCUCUCUCUCUCUCUCUCUGUGUGUGUGUGUGUGUCAGAGGGCAUGGUUUGUGUGUCGGGCUACGCGAGUACCGAGUCGCCUGAUCUGUUGCCUGUGGCCCAAUCCCUGGCCGAGAGGUUCGCCCACCGCCUCACUGUCGUGCGCAAGGACGGUCAGUGCACACCACACCAACACGCACCGCCCGCCUCCCUCCCUCCCACAUAUGUGUACACGUGUGGCUGUGUCAGGCACGUUGGCUUACCUGCAUCCGGAGGGCAAGGCCAUGGUCACGGUCGAGUGCGAGAAGGUCGGCCACGCGGCACGCCCCCGAGGUCAGCCCCGAGACGCUGCGCAAGAGGAGCAGGAGGGAGGGGGCAGGUAUGAGGAUGUAGGAAAUUGAGAGCUGGGAAUCGGCGAGAUUCUCCGUGUCUCAGAUAUCGCUUCCUACAUUUUAUAUCCCGAGGCGUCUUAUAUCUCCCUGGUCUUGCGUCUUAUACAUUAUCUCCGAGGUGAUGUCAAAGUCAGAAUCUUCGCCGCCCGCGCUGCAGAAAUGUACCCACACGCCUGAGGAUCAGCAAUCGAUACUCUCAUUUGUCUGGCUUUUCUUCAGGGUUGUAGAAGAACAAGAAGCAGCAGCAGAAGCAGCGGCCAAGUACAAGUCCAAGUCGAAGGCGGUGCACAACGCCAUAGACAAAGUGGCUGGAGUGGCCUGUAAGACGAGACACCAAAAGGUUCAUCGUCACUUUCCACAAGGAUGCUCUCAUUUCUGUGCAGUGUCGGGUUUCUGGAGGCCGCCAGCAGCAGCACACCCCACGGAGUGAGAAACGUGAAGUUUCCUUGUGUUCGCUUCCUCAUUCAGUCACUUCCCCUGCCUGUCUGUCUGUGUCGGCCAGCGAGCAAGAGGGUGCUCUUCCUCCUCCAGCGCAUGAUGAACCUCUGGAUUAUGUCGAGAAACCCGGGCACCACCAUGUUGGACCACGUGGCUGGGGGGAGGCUGAAGGUCGGCCGAGGUGAGCUGAGCACGAGAACAUGUGUUCAUCUAUGGGGGAGAAAAGGAUGCAUCCAUGCAUUUCUGUCAUGCAGGCCGCAACAGGGACACGGCGGCUCAAGGGCCCGGUAGGACGGACGAUUAAGGGGUACGUAUACGGUUGUGUAUCGGCGCUUCAUGCUGCCUUUUGUGUGUGCCCUUCUGCAGGAGAGGGUGGUCAAGUCGAGGAGCAGGAGCAACAGGACGACGAGCAACAAGGACAGGAGCAACAGCAACCAGCCAUCACGCAGGUAUCUGUGAGUGUGUGGUAUCUCCCUCCUUUCUAUAUUACAUUCGGUGCUUCUUGUCUGUCUGUGUCCUGUAGGGGGUACAGCAAGAGGCCGAGGACCAACAGGAGGCGACUGUGGAGCAGCAGGACGAGGAUGGCCAGGACGCCGUCGAGGAGCAAGGCGCCGAUCAGCAACAGGAGCAGACGAAGACCCAGGUAGCCACGAAUGCCCAUGAUGAAUACCUCGUGUGUACACAUGCUCCUGUGUGUCUUGUGCUCUGUUGGUUUGUGUGCAUAACCAGAACCAGGAGCAAGAGCAGCGGCUAUGAAUCUGUGGGUCAUGUCGAGAGACCCAGGAACGACGAUCCUCGACAAUGUUGCGGGGGGGAGGUUCAAGGUCGGAGGACGUAAGUUGAGCAAGAGAAUAUGUGUUCAUCUGUGGGGGAGGGAGGGAUGCAUCCAUGCGUCUCUGUCAUGCAGGCCGCAAUAGAGGCGCGACGGGGGAAGGGCCCGGUAGGACGGACGAUUAAGGGGCACGUGUACGGUUGUGUAUCGGCGCUUCGCAUGCUGCCUUUUGUGUGUGCCCUUCUGCAGGAGCGGGGCAAGUCGAUGGGCAGGAGGAGGACGGGCAAGAAGGACAGGAACAACAGCAACCAGCCACCACACAGGUAUCUGUGAGUGUGUGGUAUCUCCCUCCUUUUUAUAUCGCACUGGGUGCUUCUUGUCUGUCUGUGUCCUGUAGGGGGUGCAGCACGCGGGGGAGGCCGAGGACCGACAGCAAGCGACUGGGGAGCAGCAGGGCGAGGAACAUGCCGAUCAGCAGCAGGAGGGGGGCGAGGAGGACCAGCAACAGGAGCAAACCAACACCCAUGUAGCCACGAUGCCCAUGAUGAAUACCUCAUGUGUACACAUGCUGCUGUGUGUCUUGUGCUCUGUUGAUUUGUGCGCAGGACCAGAACCCGAGGAGCAGCAGGUGCAGCACGCGGGAGGAGCAGGAGGCGAUCAGCAACAGGAGCAGAACGACACCCAGGUAGCCACGAGUGCCCAUGAUGAAAAGACCCAAGUACACACGCUGCUGUGUGUCUGUGCUCUGUUGGUUGUGUGCAAAAGCAGGGACAGGAGCAGGAGCAGCAGCAGGGGAACGAGACCGGUAGGCAUCGGGCCGAAGUGCACAAGAUGCACAGUAUGAGACGUAUGUAUCCUUUCUGUGUGCAGAGGCCAAGGCGGCCAACGACACCCAGGACAACAUCGAGGAGGGCGAGAAGCAGACACCCGCCCGCCCCCAACGUGUAAGCCCCCAGAGAAUAGUGGCAAUCAAGGACCAUUCGAGUGUUUGUGUAGGAGGAGAUGUCGAUUUCCAUCCGAUUCGAGACAUAGACAUCACACCAAAGGAGAACCUGGUAUACACGCUUGCACAGAUCGACAUAGCACAACCAAAACACAAUUCAUUCGCUCGUUCGAUGGCAACCUGCAACCAUUCAUUCCAACAUGCAGGCUGCAGUUGUAGGGACGGUGGCCGACCGAGUCGGCAUUGACAAUAUCAUAACCGCUCUGGCGACCAAGAACACUGCCAAAGUACGGGAGCGAGCAGACAAACAGACACAGACACAGACAUAUAGACAUUUAUACAUAUGUCUCUCCCACGUGUUUGUGUAGGGGGAGAUGUCGAUUUCCAUCACGAUUCGAGACGACAACAAACAGUCGACGCCGGUAGGUGGCUAUGCAAAUGCAUUCACAUACAUGGACAAAUGUGUGUGGUGAUGUGUGUGUGAAUGAAUGAAUGUGGCAGCUUGAGCAGCUUGAGCUGUCAAUGUGGUCGAUCGUUGUCUACAUUUUAUAUCCUGCGGUCUCUUCUUCCGAUUCUCGCGCACGGAGGCGCUGACAGGUAGGCAUUGAGCUCAAUUCAUUAUUGUCAAAUUGUAGACAGGUGGAGGAGGCUGAAACCUUGUCAACGCCUGAUGCUCAACGCUCCGGCCAAAGGCCCCGCGAGUCAGUAAGGGCUGUCAACCUUUUGACAUGCAUCAUCCACACGGCAUUGUCUGUCAUGGCGUCUUGGAUGUGCAAACCAACAGUUGCACAUGCAGCUGCGCCCUUUGAUUGCAGCGUGCACAUCCAGGACGCCAUAAAGGAGCAAAGGACGGCAGGGCCAUGAGAAAGAGACUUGUGUGGUCCUUGUGUGUAUGCAGGACGCGUUGGCGUCGUCGCCCAGCAAGCGCCGGACCGAGGUACGUAUUGCAGCAUGUCGUGUCACACAGACGCAUCGCUCCUUGCUGAUGUUCAGAGACAGUGGCGGCCGGCCGUGCCAACCAUCGACGAGGACAAGGACUCAACGGAGAGGAAGACGAAGAGGUAUCCACCGAACAACCACGUGAAUUGACUACACGGAUCUUUUCAUUUGCUCUGGUUGUAUGCAGCCCGACGCGACUGGCGAAGACCUGGAGCGGCUAUCCAAUGCAUCUGUCGACGAAGAGGAGGAAGACCGAGAGCUGCCGGAGGGGCCACAAGACCAUCAGGACCAGGAUCACCCGGAGGACAGCACCAUCAAGGGCACCAAGGUAUCCACUAAUGCAUGUGCUGUCUCUUUCGUGUCACUCUGAUGACCACGGUGGUGUGUGAUGUGUCUGUGCGGUCCCUGCAGAAGUGCGAGACGUGUGGCCAGUUUCUGUAAGUGCACCCAUCGUUCAUUCCUCAUCAUGACUGUGUGCCGUCCUUCUUUUCGCUCAGCGAUGCCACGGACGAUCUCGUUGCCCUGGAGGUCGAGCAAGAGUGAGGCGACAAGAAGGCCAUCACCUUGCCAGUCAGAAUGUCUGCAUCUGGAACUACUGCCUUUCAGUUACGUCAAGAAGCAGAAACAAGACCUCGACACUGGCAACGAGCGGCUCGUUGACCAGCUGUAUAAGGCCGAGACCGACCUCGAGUAAGGCAUCCACGCACCAACAACAAUCUGCUUUUCUCAUCGUGCUCUCUUUGAUACAGGAGGGAGAGAAAGGGAAGCGCCAAGCUUCAGUCUGAGGCCGAGGAGGCUUGCGAGCGAAUCGCCCUGUAAGAGACCAAGGCGCACACACCACUGCCAUGCCUCAAACGUUGUGUGUCGUCGUGCGCUGUGGUUUCGCCCAGGCUGGAGCAGCAGCUGGAGAAGGAGAGGGCCGUUCACAGGGUCAAGCAGGCCAUCACACACGAGGUCAUCGGCGACCUGACGGACCGUGUCCUGCGGUGCGUCUACGAGGCAGAGCGAGACGUCGGCUAG
Molecule: messenger RNA, 5614 nt
Organism: Vitrella brassicaformis
Lineage: Eukaryota; Vitrellaceae
Source: the annotation of a GenBank genome assembly